UGCACUAUAAAAUAUUUUAACUAUAUUUGAUGGGUUGGUAUUUAGUUCUUAUUUUCUAUAAAAGUUUGCUUACAAACAUGUAUCUCUAAAAAAAUAUCAUAAUAAUUCUACUAAAGCAAACUAAUUUAAAUACAUGGAAAAUUCGCCCGUGCUAUGAUAUACUAGUAAGAUAUAUAAAUGACAGACGGUUUCCGUUGUUUUGUUCUUUUAACCACAAGACGGUUUCCGUUGUUUAUGUCUUGUUUCUUUACAGUACCCGACAAACCCUAAAGGAAACUUAAAAUUUCUUACAGAUUUCAAAUGGCAGCGAGAAAGAAGAAGACACCAACCAUGGUUUCAUCAGAGAGCACAGUGUCCGUACCGGACUGGUCUCUUCUCCCUGUAGAACUACUCCACAUUAUCUCCAAGAAGGUGGAGGACUGUUUCGAUGUUGUUCAUGCUCGCUCUGUUUGCACCUUGUGGCGAUCCAUCUUUCCCUUUCCUUCUCACCUAUCACGCCCAAGUUACACUCUUCCCACGCCUCGAGAAGAUCCCCCGUGGAGCCUCGAGAAGAUCCCUCUGUUCCUCUUUAGACCCCGAGCUCUCGCUGCUUCUGAGUUUUUCUUGGGCGGGAUAGGGCGAUAUGAGCCAGAGGAGGAGGAGGAGGAGGAGCUUCCAUCUCCUAUCCAAUGCUCAGUGAAAGUGGAGAUUCCAGGAUCAUCUGAUCCAAGGUUGAUAAACAUGCUCGACUGCCAGAUCCUCCCUCUCGGCCAUCAGUACAGAAUGAUUGGUUGCAAUGCUAGAGAGUACAGAAACGUGGCUGUUCUUCAUCUAAACCAUGAGGGAGAAGGAGGAGGAGACGGAGACUUUGUUGUUCUCCUUAACUUCACUAGAGUUUUGUUUGUGUUAAGAAGUUCUGAAAUGAAGUGGAGGCGGUUACAGCCAUUCACAAUGGCUACGUGCGAGGAACUAUUCACUUUUAGAGGCAAGUUUUAUGCGAUCUUUAUCAACGGAGACGUUUUCGCUUUCGAUCCUCAUUUCCAGGGACUGACUCAUCUGAAGCCCUUGGAGCUACCUAACUGCGGUUCGUGCAAUGAUCUGGUUCAGUCCGGUGAUGACGAGCUUUUCCUGGUUGAGCAAAUCCUCCCUCGUAACGACGACGUGUUUGACUUCCAUCGGUUAGCGCUAAGAGUGUGUAGGCUAGAUGUGGAGGCUGGUCAAUGGGUGGUGGCAACCGAUAUAGGAGACCGUGUGUUUAUUAUUGGAGACUUGGGGAAUGUCUCAUGCUCGGCUAAAGAGUUUCCUGAUGGUUGUGGUGUGAGUGGGAACUCCAUUUUGUAUACUAAUAUGCCAUGGAAGGAAACAUACUUUUACAAAUAUGGAGUAGAUACAGGACGCGAGGAAGACGACCGCAACUGUUGGUGGUAUUCGAGAGAGAAUCUGGUGACUAUCCUCAGCACUUCUCCGGUGGUGGCUCUGCGGGUCGAGCGAAGCAAUGAACCGAACGUAAAGGACAUUGGGGCUACGUCUGAGGGCAAUCGAUCUUGAUAUGUCGCCCGGCCCAGAGGCAAGGACAACAUUAUCAUUACUCAUGGUUCGGUAGGCAGAUCCGCUCAGAUUGUUCUCUCUAGUUUUUUAUUACCUUGUUUUCAUGUAUUUGCAAUGUUGGUGAAGACACAAGUAAUGUUCAAUUCUGUUCUAUAAGUAUAAGAAUGUUAAACUCA
Raphanus sativus (radish) is the source of this 1703-nucleotide messenger RNA. RefSeq names its product F-box/kelch-repeat protein At1g64840-like. The record is from RefSeq and is a predicted model, not a curated record. Lineage: Eukaryota; Viridiplantae; Streptophyta; Magnoliopsida; Brassicales; Brassicaceae. The transcript has 3 exons. The coding region runs from base 301 to 1527 and encodes 408 amino acids. Gene Ontology annotation, molecular function: protein binding.